AUGGGCAGAGCCUCAAAGUGUCAUACCGUCGAAGAGCAACGGCUGCGAAGAAAGGCCACCUCAAAGGCAUACUCAGUAGCUCAUAAGCCCCAGAUUUCUGAGCGCAAACGAAGGGCAUACCAGAACUCACGCAGCCGGAAAGGCACACCUUACAUCAACAAGCAAACCGCUGUACAAUCUCUACCGACUAUGCUUAUUGCAUUGGCGUCUCAGCCUCUACCUACGACACAGCUCUUCUUGGAGGCCUCUCAGAGUGCCGACAACUUAGACGAGAGCGAGAUCGCGGCAUUCAAUUGCGACCCGCCAUAUGUGGCCACCAUAUUGCCUUGCAAUGAGGCAUAUAUUGCGAAAAUGGUGGAUGUCAUGAGCGGGCGCUGCGCCAGACAUGAAAGAGAUAUGGUUGUGGAAAUGGAGUCCAUGUCUAGUCAAACGGUUGAAAGGGCGUUGAUUGACGAGUUGGGCCAAUGGGAAGAUCUUGCCACAUUUCUGCAAACCUAUGAGGCCGAUCCCUGCCAUGUUGCAAUGGCCCGCAAUAGAUUGUGGUGGCGUGCGCGUAAUGUCAAGCACCUCUUUGAUGAAGCUCUGAAGUCUCGUGCAAGGCAAUCUAGACAAUGA
Pleurotus ostreatus (oyster mushroom) is the source of this 615-nucleotide messenger RNA. RefSeq lists its product as uncharacterized. NCBI's taxonomy places the organism in Eukaryota, Fungi, Basidiomycota, Agaricomycetes, Agaricales, Pleurotaceae. The transcript has 2 exons. The record is from RefSeq and is a predicted model, not a curated record. Bases 1 to 615 code for a protein of 204 amino acids.